UUUAAUAUGGCAUCACUGUUGGUUUCUGUGUGUAAAUGGUGUAAAUACGAUUUUUUUGCUGUUCACGUUGAUAUAAAUUUAUAAAAAUGCCUGAAAAGGUUGUUAAAUCGGAACCUAGGAAGGAAGAAGUCGAAUUGGAAACGCAGUUCAUAAUGCGAAUGCCUUUGGAACCGGCCAAGCUUUUACGAGAAGCUAUUCAAACUGGUGCUAACAAUCUGAAAGAUCGACUAGCAAUACGAUUAGAUGCUGAUUUGCGCUAUGGCGAGGUACGUUUCGAUCAUUGGCUUUUGCAUGCCAAAGUUGUAGAUCUCCCAACUAUAGUGGAGACCCUGAAAACCAUUGAUGGUAAAAACUUUUAUAAAACUGCAGACUUGUGUCAAUUGAUGAUUUGUAAAGAAGAGCCAGAUAUUCCAUCAGCUGAAGAAGAGUCUCCUGUGAAAAACAAAAAGAAGGAUCCAAACAAGGUGGACAAAAAAUUCCUUUGGCCCCAUGGAAUAACUCCUCCGUGCAAAAACGUACGCAAACGGCGUUUUCGGAAAACCCUGAAGAAAAAAUACGUCGAAGCCCCAGAAAUCGAAAAAGAAGUCAAAAGGCUUCUGCGGGUGGAUAACGAAGCAGUAAACGUAAAAUGGGAUCUAAUCACCGAAGAUGAGGAUCCGAACAAGUCAGCUUCGGAUUCAAAACAUGAAUCAAAUGCUCCAAACAAAAGCCCCUCUAAGGGUGGUAAAAAGGGAUCCUCGAGCAAAGACGUUGGCGAACAUGACAUUUUUGGAGAAGAAGUCUCUGACUCAGAUGAAGAUGAAAAUCCCAUUAACAAGAGCAUCGAUAUCGACGAGAGCAGUCGUUUAUCGGCCGAAGCAGAUGACAGCCGUUUAUCGGAUUCCAGUUCCUGUCAAGGAACACAAUCAUCUGAUAAAAAUGUAACCGUUGAAUUUAGCAAAAGUAUGUUUGGUAGUGUUUCCGGAAGCGGCGGCUCCCGUUCAAGAAAAUUUGAAACGCCGUCAGGUUCUAAGUAUGGUGAUAACUCACGUCUUGAUUCCGAUGAAUCAACCGAGUUUAUGACUUCAUCGCGGGAUCUUGUAAGCAGCCGUAUGUAUGACAUUCGACGACAAUUGAGCGAGCUGAAAGCUCAAAGAAUACAAAAGGAACAAGAAAUUCGAACAAUAGAGAAUCAAACGCUUCGUCAACGUUUACAGGACAACUUGGACAGUUUGCUUAGUCAGAUUAUGGAAAAAGAAAUGGAGAUUCAAGAACUAGAAAUGAUGCAGUAAGGUAAUUUCCAAUAUUAAUUUUCAUUCUACAGCAAA
Malaya genurostris is the source of this 1307-nucleotide messenger RNA. It is a transcript of the gene Taf7, whose product is annotated as transcription initiation factor TFIID subunit 7. The transcript is spliced from 4 exons. The coding region runs from base 87 to 1271 and encodes 394 amino acids. Gene Ontology annotation, biological process: transcription initiation at RNA polymerase II promoter; RNA polymerase II preinitiation complex assembly. Gene Ontology annotation, cellular component: transcription factor TFIID complex. The record is from RefSeq and is a predicted model, not a curated record. Gene Ontology annotation, molecular function: RNA polymerase II general transcription initiation factor activity. Lineage: Eukaryota; Metazoa; Arthropoda; Insecta; Diptera; Culicidae.